AUGGGGACGACAAAGCAACCACAGAUUCGCAUCAUUGUAUUGGAGAAGGGAGAGCACUUGACUACCGUAGUUCGGCGACUUGAGAAAGGACAAAUCGUACGUUUCCAUCGUGGAGGAUCCCUAUUGGGAGUGGACGUAAAGAUUCGAACGACUCUGACCGGGGAUGAGCCGUUGAAAUGGACCAGUGGUACUGAUCACUUGGCAGUUUACUGUCAAGUAGAAUGCACCCGAGCCGGCUCUUUCAAGUACACCUUCACAGCCGAUGAUGAAGAAGGCGGCAGCGGCUACUUCUUAGUGAUGCCAGAGUUGACAGUGAACGGGAAACGCCUCCCUCUUGAUGGAAUUGUCUGUCAAACACAUAUUACAAAACUACUAGGUAGCCUUUCGUGUUGGGAAGAUCGCCUACGUGUCUCAAAGGAAAGCGGCUACAAUAUGAUACAUCUUACCCCGAUACAUGAAUUGGGUAUCUCAAACAGCAGCUACUCUCUCAGUGAUCAUCAUGCUCUCAUCCAGACAAUCCACGAGCAAGACCAUCAGGUCACCUUUGACGAUGUGGAGAAGAUGGUACAGAAGCUUGAAAAGGAAUGGAACAUGCUAACUAUUCAAGAUGUCGUCUGGAAUCAUGCUGCGAAGAACGCUAAAUGGCUUCAGGAACAUCCAGAAUGUGCAUAUAACUGUCUCAACUCUCCUCACCUGAGACCUGCUUUUGUCGUCGAUAGGGUCUAUCAUCACUUUGGACGCGAAGUCGGUGAAGGAAAGUGGGCUUCUCGUGGAGUACCAGAGGUUGUCGAUAAUGUGCAUCAUACGAAUGCUAUCGAAUACAUCCUGCGAACCGAAGUGCUCCCAAAAAUCCGUCUACAUGAGUUCUUCCAAGUGAACGUUGAGGAAAAUGUCAAGAAGUUCGAGGAAAUGGCGAGAGGUAUUUAUCUUAUGAAACCGGCUGAAGAUAGCGUACCAAAUUAG
Molecule: messenger RNA, 963 nt
Organism: Cooperia oncophora
Lineage: Eukaryota; Metazoa; Nematoda; Chromadorea; Rhabditida; Trichostrongylidae
Source: the annotation of a GenBank genome assembly